Molecule: messenger RNA, 621 nt
Organism: Penicillium antarcticum
Lineage: Eukaryota; Fungi; Ascomycota; Eurotiomycetes; Eurotiales; Aspergillaceae
Exons: 1
Coding region: 1-621 (206 amino acids)
Source: RefSeq, a predicted model, not a curated record
AUGUCCGGCAUGGCAUACAUCCACCCAACGCGGGGCACCCCCCUCCUCCGUCUAGGUACCCAAAGCCUACGACCACACCACGCCAUCCGGCCCUCGCAGCUCGCAGCUCGCACACUUCACAGCCUUACAAGUACCACCACCAAAGUCCGCCCAGCAACUAAAGCAACAUCCGCCCCAUCUCUUAUCCCGCAAACAAUAAUCCGAAGCUACACAGACCUUAAAGGCUCAACCGGCAAAGCCGAAGCAGACCUUCUAAUCGAAGAAUUGCAAGAACUCUACGAAAUAGCCAAAGACGAAUUCGAAAUUGCAACCGAGAGCACAGACACCGGGACAAUCUACGCAGCUUCGGACCGGGAGUCUGCGCGUGAUGCGCUGAACCAGUUGUCUGCUGUUUACCAUUUGUACACUGCGCGCCCGGGGGAGGUUGAGAGUGAGAAUGGCAAUGGAAAUGGAGCUGACGCUGCGGAGGAUGAUGGCGAUGGGACUAUUAUUGAGACUAAUUAUAACCCUGCCGAGGUGCCUCGCGGUGUUAAGGAUGAGGUGCGGAGACGGGUUGGGCAGCGGAUUCGGGAGUUGAAGAAUGCUGUUGAGCUGUUGGAGGAGAGGGCUCAUGAGGAAUAG